Chanos chanos (milkfish) is the source of this 1678-nucleotide messenger RNA. RefSeq names its product RB binding protein 7, chromatin remodeling factor (gene rbbp7). The coding region runs from base 98 to 1381 and encodes 427 amino acids. The transcript has 12 exons. The record is from RefSeq and is a predicted model, not a curated record. Lineage: Eukaryota; Metazoa; Chordata; Actinopteri; Gonorynchiformes; Chanidae. Gene Ontology annotation, molecular function: protein binding.
GUUAACAGAACAGUGGAGAAGAAAAAAUCGGGGCUGGAUUGUUUUGGCAGAAAGUCCUGCACUUUUCUAAUUACGUUGCUCUUCAGCACACGCUGCAAUGGCAGACAAAGAAGGUAGGACAUUUGAUGAUGCUGUGGAGGAACGGGUCAUAAAUGAGGAGUAUAAGAUAUGGAAAAAGAAUACACCGUUCCUCUACGACUUAGUCAUGACCCAUGCUCUCGAAUGGCCAAGUCUCACUGUGCAGUGGUUACCUGAUGUCAGCAGGCCAGAGGGAAAAGACUAUGCCAUUCACAGACUGGUGCUGGGGACACACACGUCAGAUGAGCAGAACCACCUGGUUAUCGCCAGUGUUCAGAUUCCAAAUGAUGAUGCACAAUUUGAUGCCUCACACUAUGACAGCGAAAAAGGAGAGUUUGGAGGUUUUGGAUCAGUGAGUGGAAAGAUUGAGAUUGAGAUUAAGAUUAAUCACGAGGGAGAGGUCAACCGUGCCAGAUACAUGCCCCAGAAUCCCUGCAUCAUCGCUACCAAGACCCCGACCUCAGACGUGCUGGUGUUUGACUACACCAAACAUCCAUCCAAACCAGACCCCAGCGGGGAGUGCAGUCCUGAUUUGAGGCUAAAGGGCCACCAAAAGGAGGGGUAUGGUUUGUCCUGGAACCCAAACCUCAGUGGCAACCUGCUCAGUGCGUCUGAUGACCACACGAUCUGUCUUUGGGAUAUCAGUGGAGGGCCGAAGGAGGGAAAGAUAGUGGACGCUAAGACCAUCUUUACUGGCCAUACUGCGGUGGUGGAGGAUGUGUCUUGGCACCUUCUCCACGAGUCUCUCUUCGGCUCCGUGGCUGAUGAUCAGAAACUGAUGAUCUGGGACACACGAUCCAAUAACACAGCCAAACCCAGUCACUCGGUGGACGCUCACACAGCUGAGGUCAACUGCUUGUCCUUCAACCCCUACAGCGAGUUCAUCCUGGCCACCGGCUCUGCAGAUAAGACAGUAGCUCUUUGGGAUCUGCGUAACCUGAAGCUGAAGCUUCACUCCUUUGAAUCACACAAGGAUGAAAUAUUCCAGGUUCAGUGGUCCCCGCAUAAUGAGACUAUUUUGGCCUCCAGUGGAACAGAUAGAAGACUGAAUGUCUGGGAUCUGAGUAAAAUUGGAGAGGAGCAGUCUGCUGAGGAUGCAGAGGAUGGACCUCCUGAGCUGUUGUUCAUUCAUGGUGGACACACUGCCAAAAUCUCAGAUUUCUCAUGGAAUCCCAAUGAACCCUGGGUAAUCUGUUCUGUGUCUGAGGACAACAUCAUGCAAGUUUGGCAGAUGGCGGAGAACAUCUACAACGACGAGGAGCCAGACACCCCCGCCUCUGAACUGGAAGGUCAGGGGUCGUAGGGGUCUCCCCUAACCUGGCCGAGAGUCACAGCAGGGUCCACACGUCAUAUAUUAGCCCAUGUGGCCUAAGUCUUUCGGGGCUUAAUUCACUCAGUCUUCGUCUCCUGCAUCACUUUUCUUUACAUCCUUUAUGUAGGUACCACUUUUUUUCCCUCUCCAUAUGACAAACACCGUUUCCAUAUUAGGUCCCCAUUAUGAAACAGGGCUUUCAUGUUACUUUAGAUAGCUUUUCAAAUGGCUCCUACUGCUCAGAGACAGGAGGAUAAUUUUUUCAUUCUUUUUUUCUUUUUUUUUUAG